Messenger RNA from Parnassius mnemosyne (clouded apollo), 1098 nucleotides. Lineage: Eukaryota; Metazoa; Arthropoda; Insecta; Lepidoptera; Papilionidae. The record is from the annotation of a GenBank genome assembly.
AUGAAUCGCGAUGUUUCUUUAUGGGCAAAAACGUGCAUACUAUGUCAACGUUCUAAAGUUAACAGACAUACGGUAUCGAAUUUGACUAAGUUUUCGGAAGUAGAUCGUUUCGAGCAUGUGCACAUCGAUAUCGUUGGCCCUCUUGAGAUUUCACCAGAUGGUUAUAGAUACUUACUCACGAUAAUUGAUAGGAGAACUAGGUGGGCCGAAGCAUUUCCGUUACGCGACAUUACGGCAGAAACUGUUGCCAAACAUUUAUAUGAGGGUUGGAUUUGUCGUUACGGUUGCCCGAUGAAGUUAACUAGCGACCAAGGUCGCCAGUUUGAGAGUAGUCUUUUUAACCAGCUGUUAAAAAUGUUGGGGGUUAAAAGAAUUCGAACUACUCCUUAUCACCCGCAAAGCAAUGGCGCAGUCGAACGUUGGCAUCGUUCUUUAAAGACAGCACUUUCGACUCGCCUGUCACAUGGAUCUUGGGUGGAAGAGCUACCCACGGUAUUACUGGGGCUUCGCGCGGCCGGCCGCAGCGAUUCAGGGGUUAGCGCCGCCGAGUUAACUUUCGGACGAAACUUACGUCUACCAGGAGACUUUUAUGGCAAUUCUUCGAACAACUGUAAUGUCAACGACUAUUGUUUAGUAGAUAAGAUUAGAGAUACUAUUCGUAGUUAUAAGCCUACAUCCGACAAUUCACGUAACUGUCAAAGUUUUUUUGUGCACAAAGACUUACGUAACUGUGAAUAUGUCUUUGUUCGGGACGAUUCAAUACGUAAACCUUUGAAACCACCCUACGACGGUCCAUAUCGCGUGAUAAAAAGGGCUUCAAAAGUUUACCUAAUUCAAUUACCCGAUAGGCAGGUACAUAUUUCUAUUGACAGAUUAAAGCCUGCAUAUGUGUUAAAGGAAUGCGAUGGUAACAUAAUAACGCCAAGCGACAGUAACGCUGACAACGCAGCGGAUGUGGUGCCUGCGCAUGUACGGUUCGCGUUACCGCCGCCCACACCGGUGACAUCGUCGUCGCCCGGCCCUAGCAACCCGAUAAGCGUGAAAACAACGCGAAGUGGUCGCAUUGUUAAAUUACCUUCACGAUUUAAUAUAAGUUAG